AUGGCCAGCGACUGCUCGAGCAAACGCUCUCUUUCGCCUGAGUAUGACGAGCCUCCCCAGCUCGAGGGCUUCGAUUGGCGCUCCAUUGACCCCUCGCUCCAACCAGGCAAUCCCUACUUCGACUCUCUGAACCCUCCACCGCUCUCCUUGCACGGCAGGGCAUUCUACGACAACGUACCAUUUCCGGAUACUCUCCUCACUAGGGACGCGCUGCGUGAACUGAAUCGCCAGUAUUGGGAGCACUACGACUGCGCCCGCGCAAACCACCAGCCUUCCAGAAACAGCGGACUUCCCACUCCCACCGACACAGCCGCCGAGGAAGACUUUGUGGGCAGCGAGCUCAGCACUUCUGGCUAUGACGAAAGUUGCAUCGAGAUGGGUCCAAAGGGCCGUCCCAAGAAGGCUUCACAGGCGUCGACGUCAAGAGCGACAGAUAAGUCUUCGCCUUACGACGUCAACUUCGAAAUGAAGCUCAGGAGGUCUAAUAUUUUCGCCCCAUUAUACGUUGACUCUAAGGGAAAUUUCGCCGAGAAGGCGGCCGACUUAGACGCAGUCAUCACCAGACUGAAACAGUCCCGACACGAUAUGGGGGGUGUCACCGAAGACACACUCAGAGCAAUCACUAGAAUGGUCAGUAUGACCGAGAAGGAGAUCUGUGAAAAUGGUACCCUCUACGAGAUUCUAGCCACAGACGUCUCUCCGGGAGUCUGCGGUAACGAUCACUUGUUCAACAACUUGCUCUCCUUGACAAAGAAGAACGACCAGGUGACGUAUGCAAAACCGGACUAUUACAUUGGUACCCAUCCCGAUCACGUCGAUGAGCAGGUGUACCGAGACUUGGGUCAAUUCAUCCAGCCUUGCACAGAUGAUCGGCGCCCAGUCGCCCCCAAUUUUUUCGUUGAGGUCAAAAGUAUGUCCGGCAACCUAGAUGCUGCCUUUCGACAGGCUACCUAUGACGGCGCGUUGGGUGCUCGAGCUGUCCACGAACUCGAGAAUCAUCUCAACUACGGCGGACCUACCUUUGACCAGAAAAUUAAGGCAAUUAGUUGCAUAUUCCAUGCUGGGGUCCUUUAUUUUCUUGGAUCGCAUUGCAGCCCUCGCGGCCCAACUGGGCAAGACUCUAUCAUCACCCAUCGCCUCUGCCGGUUCCUUCUGGACGACCUGCAAGGCUGCAAGGACGGCAUCGCCGCUUUCAGGAAUGCCGUCGAGCUCACUGGUAAGGUUCGAGAUGCAGCCCUUGAGAGAGCGAUCAGCCGGCCCAGGCUCAGUGGAGAAGCCAGUGACGGCUCUACCUCUACUGAUGAGCUCCAGCGCCACGAAAACAUCUAA
Didymosphaeria variabile is the source of this 1329-nucleotide messenger RNA. RefSeq lists its product as uncharacterized. NCBI's taxonomy places the organism in Eukaryota, Fungi, Ascomycota, Dothideomycetes, Pleosporales, Didymosphaeriaceae. Bases 1 to 1329 code for a protein of 442 amino acids. The transcript is spliced from 2 exons. The record is from RefSeq and is a predicted model, not a curated record.